AAGAGGCUGGGGAGGCAGGCAUAGCAACCAGAGCUGGAGACUGAUGUGAACUUCAUCUCUCUCCCCAGAAAAGGCUCAACAUCAACUAUAUAGCCAACAUGUCCAAGGUGUUUAAGAAGACCAGCUCCAAUGGGAAGCUCUCCAUCUACCUGGGGAAACGGGACUUCGUGGACCAUGUGGACAUGGUGGAACCCAUUGAUGGUGUAGUCCUGGUUGAUCCUGAGUACUUAAAAGGUCGAAAGUUAUUUGUCAUGUUGACAUGUGCCUUUCGCUAUGGCCGUGAUGACUUGGAAGUGAUUGGUCUGACAUUCCGAAAAGAUCUGUAUGUGCAGACCCUGCAAGUGGUCCCAGCUGAAUCCAGCAGCCCUAAGGGGCCCCUCACAGUUCUACAGGAGCGACUGCUGCACAAGCUAGGGGACAAUGCCUACCCCUUUACCCUGCAGAUGGUGACCAACCUGCCCUGUUCUGUGACACUGCAGCCAGGUCCUGAAGAUUCAGGAAAGCCCUGUGGGAUUGACUUUGAAGUGAAGAGUUUCUGUGCUGAAAACCCAGAGGAGACAGUCUCCAAGAGAGACUAUGUGCGGCUGGUUGUCCGGAAAGUACAAUUUGCACCACCAGAGGCAGGCCCUGGCCCCUCAGCCCAGACCAUCCGCCGCUUCCUUCUGUCAGCUCAGCCCCUACAACUCCAGGCCUGGAUGGACAGUGAGGUUCACUACCAUGGAGAACCCAUCUCUGUCAAUGUUUCCAUCAACAACUGCACCAACAAGGUCAUCAAAAAAAUCAAGAUUUCAGUUGACCAGACCACAGAUGUUGUCCUGUAUUCACUAGACAAGUACUCCAAGACUGUGUUCAUUCAGGAAUUCACGGAGACUGUAGCUGCCAAUUCCAGCUUCUCCCAGAGCUUUGCAGUAACCCCAAUCCUGGCUGCCAGCUGCCAGAAACGGGGCCUGGCACUGGAUGGCAAACUUAAGCAUGAAGAUACCAACCUGGCCUCUAGCACGAUUAUUAGACCUGGAAUGGACAAAGAGCUGCUGGGGAUCCUGGUGUCCUACAAAGUCAGAGUCAACCUGAUGGUGUCCUGUGGUGGCAUCCUAGGAGACCUGACAGCCAGCGAUGUUGGUGUGGAGCUACCCUUGGUCCUGAUCCAUCCGAAGCCAUCUCAAGAGGCUGCUAGCUCUGAGGACAUAGUCAUCGAGGAGUUUACGCGGAAAGGCGAGGAGGAGAACCAGAAGGCUGCGGAGGCCGAGGGAGAUGAGGGGAGCUGAGCACCUCGCUCUGGUGCCCGUCUGUGUGGGAGCCCCCACUGUAACACUCUAAUAAAUCAGUGUGUUCAGAUGUGC
Molecule: messenger RNA, 1340 nt
Organism: Mandrillus leucophaeus (drill)
Lineage: Eukaryota; Metazoa; Chordata; Mammalia; Primates; Cercopithecidae
Gene: ARR3
Product: arrestin 3, retinal (X-arrestin)
Exons: 17
Coding region: 99-1265 (388 amino acids)
Biological process (GO): signal transduction; G protein-coupled receptor internalization; visual perception
Molecular function (GO): G protein-coupled receptor binding
Source: RefSeq, a predicted model, not a curated record